UAUAAACAAGGCUGAUUUUAUAUUCUAGCGUACGUCAUACGGUACAGCCCAAGCUAUGUGACGAGGGCAAGUGAAAAGGAGAGUAGAGAGGCAGUGCAUGGGAUGAAUGAGAGAGAAUGAAGGGGAAAAACAUCUUUGAAUAAUGACGUUUGGCCUUAAAAUUUCUCAGAACUUGCCACCAUAUCCACUAGCCGCAAUAGUGUUUUUGACCUAAUCUUACAUGGCUCAUACAAAUUAAGGCACACAUGUCCCUGGAAGUUUCCGUUGUCCCUGAUCUUUUAAUUGAUUGCGAAAUAUCCAAGUCUUCCAAUAUUAAUUUUACGGGUUUUGCUACAGUUUUCCUCAGCUUCUCUAUCACUCUAUUAUGCCUUUACCAUUUUGACCUUUAGAUUUGCACAUAUCCUGAUCAUUCCAAGUUAGUCAAUAAUCCAUAAUCCUUGUAGUGCUUUUUCAGAAAAUUCAUUACGACACUAUCAACUCUUCCUUCUAUAUAAUUCAUUGUAAAUGGUAAAGGCUUCCAUGCAUGGUUCAAUGCUUUGAUGUUAUUAAUUAAUUGAAAAGCAUGGAAACGCAUACUCUCAGUGAUGAAAUCAACCCAUCAACAUAUGGUGAAAGAAUCACAGUUCUAAGCAUUGAUGGGGGAGGGAUUAGAGGCAUUAUUCCAGGAACAAUAUUGAGUUUCCUGGAAUCCAAACUACAGGAAUUGGAUGGAGAACAUGCUCGAAUCGCAGAUUACUUCGAUGUUAUUGCAGGAACUAGCACAGGAGGUCUUAUAGCAGCCAUGUUGACUGCUCCUGAUGACAAGAAACGUCCUCUAUACAUGGCGAAAGAUAUCGUUCCAUUCUAUCUAAAGCAUUGCCCUAAAAUAUUUCCUCAGUCCUAUGGACCUAUCAUGAAAUUGAAUGCUUUAAGGGGACCAAAAUACGAUGGUAAGUACUUCCGAAAGCUAGUUCGCAAGAUACUUGGUGCUCGAAGACUUACAGAAACUGUAACCCGUGUGGUUAUUCCUACAUUUGAUAUCCAAUUGCUGCAACCUGCUGUCUUCUCAACCUUUGAGGCAGAGAUUGAUGCUUCCAAGGAUGCUUUGCUAUCUGAUGUUUGUAUCAGUACUUCCUCAGCUCCUAUUUAUUUUCCAGCUUAUCACUUUAAAGCUAAAGAUUCAGAAGGAAAUGACAGGGAAUUUCACCUUGUUGAUGGGGGAAUAGCAGCAAAUAACCCAGCAUUGCUGGCAAUGAAACCAACCGGAACAGUCUUCCUGGGCGAUCCUGAUUCUUUACCAGCACAAGCCCUACAUUAUGAAAAGUAUCUGGUGAUUUCCCUAGGCACUGGAACUUCAAAGGUGGAGAAGAAAUACAAUGCAAAAAUGGCAGCAAAAUGGGGAAUCCUUGGCUGGCUUUAUAGACAAGGCAAUUCUCCUUUAAUUGAUGCCUUUACCUAUGCCAGUGGAGAUAUGGUCGAUCUUCACAUGUCCUUAAUCUUCAAAUCCAUCAGAUGUGAGCAUAACUACCAUCGCAUCCAGGAUGACACAUUGAGCGGGGACACAUCUUCAACAGACAAGGCAACCCAGAAGAAUUUGGAGGAGCUUGUGAAGAUUGGUGAAAGGCUUUUGAAGGAGCCUGUUUCAAGGGUUAACCUAGACACUGGCAUUUUUGAAGCAGUUGAAAAUGAAGGAACUAAUGAAGAAGCUCUAGUCAGGUUUGCAAAAUUGCUGUCAGAAGAAAGGAAACUCCGUUGGCAGCGAUUGCAACGUAGCCAGGACUCCAAUUAACGUGCAAGUAUGGAUCAAUAAGAAAAGAAAAAUAAGCAGUCAUCAAGUCAACUCGUUGCCAAACUGACUAUUAUUUUAUUGUUUUCUAUUUGAAUGGUUAGAAUAAAUUGAAUGUCCGAACUUUGUAACUUGUGGGUAUUAUCCCCAUUGAAUAAUUUGAAGUAAUAUACUGCUUGUUAAUUGGCCAAUUUA
Messenger RNA from Hevea brasiliensis (rubber tree), 1960 nucleotides. RefSeq names its product patatin-like protein 1. The coding region runs from base 563 to 1768 and encodes 401 amino acids. NCBI's taxonomy places the organism in Eukaryota, Viridiplantae, Streptophyta, Magnoliopsida, Malpighiales, Euphorbiaceae. The transcript has 6 exons. Gene Ontology annotation, molecular function: glycerophospholipase activity; monoacylglycerol lipase activity. Gene Ontology annotation, biological process: lipid metabolic process. The record is from RefSeq and is a predicted model, not a curated record.